AUGAUUACCGACGACCAACUCUACCAACUCGCCAUCUUCCUGGGCAGUGUCAGCAUGCUCCUGAUCGUCCUCUACCACUUCCUCGAAGUCAAUGCCGAAAACGACGACAAGACUCCUCUGUCCGCCGAGCGCAAAGCAGACACUGUGCCUGGCGCGAAGCCCGCGUUUGACGGAGUUUCAUAA
Molecule: messenger RNA, 183 nt
Organism: Aureobasidium melanogenum CBS 110374
Lineage: Eukaryota; Fungi; Ascomycota; Dothideomycetes; Dothideales; Saccotheciaceae
Exons: 2
Coding region: 1-183 (60 amino acids)
Cellular component (GO): oligosaccharyltransferase complex
Source: RefSeq, a predicted model, not a curated record